Molecule: messenger RNA, 805 nt
Organism: Harmonia axyridis
Lineage: Eukaryota; Metazoa; Arthropoda; Insecta; Coleoptera; Coccinellidae
Gene: Trs31
Product: trafficking protein particle complex subunit 5
Exons: 4
Coding region: 133-693 (186 amino acids)
Biological process (GO): endoplasmic reticulum to Golgi vesicle-mediated transport
Cellular component (GO): TRAPPI protein complex; TRAPPIII protein complex; TRAPPII protein complex
Source: RefSeq, a predicted model, not a curated record
GCUCACCUCGACUGGAAAUUCACCCAGAAUAGAACCUAGCCUAGCAGUAACCUACAGAAUAUAAACAUAACAUUAAUCAAAAAAUAAAAUCAUUGUUUUGAGGCUGGUAAAUUAAUUAUUUAUACUUCACCUAUGAUGAGUCUACCUGGGAGAAAUAAAACAUCCAUUCUGGAUAAACCGCUCAGCCGUGGCAAAGGGGAAGUAUCUCUCAGUUGUUUUGCACUAUUAUUUUCUGAGGUGGUUCAAUAUUGUCAAAAUAAAUCGCGUACAGUUACUGAUAUUCAAAAUAGAUUACAUAAAUUGGGAUCUAGAGUUGGUGUAAAAUUGAUUGAUCUCUAUUUUGUACGAGAAAGGGGAGGUAAAAGAGAAACAAAAUUGCUGAAUAUUCUUCUCUUCAUAAAAUCAACAAUGUGGAAGUCUCUCUUUGGAAAAGAAGCUGAUAAACUGGAGCAUUCCAAUGACGAUGAAAAUACAUAUUAUUUGAUGGAGAAAGAUCCUUUAGUAAAUCGUUUCAUAUCUGUUCCCAGAGAUAAGACUAGUUUGAAUUGUGCAGUAUUUAUAGCAGGUCUAAUUGAAGCUGUUUUAGUCGGUACUGGAUUUCCAGCUAAAGUCACUGCACAUUGGCAUAAAGGAACAACUUAUAUGUUAAAAUUUGAUGAUGAAGUUUUGUUGAGGGAAAAGCAAAUGGAAUAAGGAAAGAUGAAGUUGUUAAAUUCAGCAUUUACAUGCGUAAUAUAGAUCAUUCUUUUGUUAUGUGUAAUUCAUAUGUAUAUAUAAAAAAUAGAACUAGGCAUGAGACUGGUUA